Penicillium cataractarum is the source of this 2043-nucleotide messenger RNA. Its product is annotated as DnaJ and TPR domain protein. The coding region runs from base 1 to 2043 and encodes 680 amino acids. The record is from RefSeq and is a predicted model, not a curated record. NCBI's taxonomy places the organism in Eukaryota, Fungi, Ascomycota, Eurotiomycetes, Eurotiales, Aspergillaceae. The transcript has 3 exons. Gene Ontology annotation, molecular function: protein binding.
AUGGUCCAACUCGCCCACAUCUUCAAAAAGGAUAAGGACAAGGACCGGGCGAAAGAUAAACCAGAGAAACCAGAUUCCUCUGCUGCCUCCACCGCAAGACCACCUUCCACCGCUUACGAUCUCCCCGACCCUCCUCCCCUCUCCCCGCGACCUUCUUUCUCCAAGUCACCCACCAAAUCAAAGUCGCCUUCUAAAUCUUCCUCUAAAUCCCCCUCCAAGUCGCCCACCAAGUCCUCCUCGCCGAGUAAGAAUCGCUUUUCGCAUAGUCGCUCUUCCUCUUCUACUUCUACUCAGAACGCCCCCUCCUUCAAAUUCACCCGGUCUUCACGAGACCAGGAUCUUCACCCGCUUAAUCUUCCACCCGACGAGCUACGCCGUCGACUCUCGGCCAUGGCCGCGUCCCGAGAUGACCAGCGGAGCUCAAUGGACAUUGAUCCGCAAGAGCCUCAGUUGAAGCAGAAUGGUACCAACGGCGCUGAGGAGCGCAGCCCGACUCCCCCGCCGCACAAGUCCUCCGGUUCAACCGAUGAGGCCGAUUCGUUCAAGUUGGCGGGUAACAAAUUCUUCAAGGAUGGCGACUACCGCCGCGCCAUCGAGGAAUACAACAAGGCAAUCGAGAUCAAUCCGAACUCGUCGGCCUACCUGUCUAACCGGGCGGCCGCUCACAUGUCCGCGAGGCAAUACCUGAAUGCGCUCGAGGAUAUUGAGCGGGCUCACGACCUCGACCCUACCAACCCCAAGAUCAUGCACCGUAUGGCCAAGAUUCUGACCAACCUGGGUCGGCCAGCGGAGGCUCUGAGUGUCCUGUCCCGGGUACCCGAUGCGAGCGCGACCGACCGUGCCCCCGCAGAGAAGAUGCAGAAGUUCAUCGCACAGGCUGAGGAGACGUUGGCAGAGGACCGUGGCGGAUCGAUGGCUAUCUUCUGUCUGGACCAGGCCCGUCAAGGCCUGGGCCAAGGCGUUAAGGAACCGCGCAAGUGGACCCUCCUGACCGCCGAGGCACAGCUGAAGAUGAACAACAGUAACUCUCUGGGCAAGGCACAGGAUCUCGCCAUCACCUUGCUUCGUGAGAACAGCCAGGACCCGGAUGCAAUGAUGAUCCGUGCUCGCGCCUACUACGCCUCUGGAGAGACCGAGCAAGCGUUGAAGCUGCUGAAGAUGUGCCUCGGGCUGGACCCGGAUAUGAAGCAGGCCAUCAAGCUGCUGCGCAUUGUCCAGAAGCUCAGCCGUACCAAGGAGGAGGGUAACGCCGCCUUCAAGGCCAAGGAUUACCGCCGUGCGAUCGAUCUCUACGCCCAGGCCCUCGAGGUCGACCCCACCAACAAGGAUAUGAAUGCCAAGAUCCUGCAGAACCGAGCUCAGGCUUACAAUAACCUCAAGGAGUAUGACUCGGCCAUCCAGGACUGCACCGAGGCGCUCCGCUUGGAUCCCGGCUACGUCAAGGCGAUGAAGAUGCGCGCCAAGGCGUACGGUGGUGCCGAGCGGUGGGAAGAUGCCGUUCGCGAGUAUAAGAGUGUUGCAGAGAGCAACCCUGGCGAGAAGGGGAUUCAGGAGGAUAUCCGCCGGGCUGAGUUCGAGCUGAAGAAGUCUCAGCGCAAGGACUACUAUAAGAUUCUGGGGGUGACCAAGGAGGCUUCUGAUAAUGAGAUCAAGAAGGCCUAUCGCAAGAUGGCUAUUCAAUACCACCCGGAUAAGAACCCGGAUGGUGAGCACGGCGACGAGAAGUUCAAGGAGAUUGGCGAGGCCUACGAGACUCUGAUUGACCCUCAGAAGCGUGCUGCUUACGAUAAUGGCGACGACCUGAUGGACCCAUCUGAUAUGUUCGGCGGCGGCGGCUUCGGCGGUAUGCAUGGAAUGGGAGGAAUGGGCGGUAUGGGCGGCAUGGGCGGCAUGAACGGCACACACAUCAACAUCGACCCCAACAUCCUGUUCAACAUGAUGAACGGUGGCGGUGGUGGUGGCUUCGCCUCAGCUGGCGGCCAUCCCUUCGGCGGCCAGGCUCGCGGUGGUGCCGGUGGAUUCCCCGGCGGGUUCCCCUUCUAG